AUGGCUUUCUUUGGACUCACUCAUCUGGGAUAUCAAAAUCCUAUUGGGGAUAAAUUAAUAGUUAGCUCCAGUAAACCAUCUCAGUUUUGGGCAUUGCAAUCCAGAGAGGACAAUUCUUUGGCAUCAGAACAGCUUGGGCCUGGAUCGUGUUCAGCUCCAGCAGAAAGUGGCACACUGCAGAAACCUCUUCCCUUCAGUUCAGAGAUCCAUCAAGGAAGUCAUGCACGGCACCAGCAGCUGAUCCGGGGCCUUCAAACUCCCAGGGCUCCCAAUGAGUUGUACCUGAUGCCUGUGACUGAGAACCAGCAGUACGGGUGGCUGCUCUCCCACAGCGCAGAACCAUGGCUCAAGAAUAAACGCUAUCCAAAGAAACACAGUGAAGUGACCAGAUUUGUAGCAGAAGCGGUGAAGUCAGACCCAGAGUUCACCCUGUUUUGA
Molecule: messenger RNA, 438 nt
Organism: Knipowitschia caucasica
Lineage: Eukaryota; Metazoa; Chordata; Actinopteri; Gobiiformes; Gobiidae
Source: the annotation of a GenBank genome assembly